Sparassis crispa is the source of this 1317-nucleotide messenger RNA. Its product is annotated as Uridine nucleosidase 1. Gene Ontology annotation, cellular component: cytosol. Gene Ontology annotation, biological process: purine nucleoside catabolic process. The transcript is spliced from 8 exons. The coding region runs from base 1 to 1317 and encodes 438 amino acids. Gene Ontology annotation, molecular function: purine nucleosidase activity. The record is from RefSeq and is a predicted model, not a curated record. Lineage: Eukaryota; Fungi; Basidiomycota; Agaricomycetes; Polyporales; Sparassidaceae.
AUGAGUUCAGACGGUUUUUACACUGGCAAGAUUCCUGUGAUCAUUGAUACAGAUCCAGGCGUCGAUGAUACUCUAGCGAUUUUGCUCGCUCUUACUUCACCUGAGCUUGAAGUCUUGGCUAUAAUUAUCUCCUUUGGCAACACGGACACUCAGGCGUCAUAUGCGAAUAUACUGAAGAUCUACCAAGCAAUUGCCCGCCAUAUUGACUGCCACCCAGAAGACAAAUCCCAAUUCCCCAACUAUUCUCCGCCCACCAGAGUUAUCCUGGCCAGAGGUUCCGAAGGACCUCUGGAAGGCGAUCUGCAUAGUGCACAAUACUUCCAUGGCCGAGAUGGCUUGACAGAACUGUCACAACGUCAUCCCGACUUGAAUAUCAGCGAUGUCAACCCGACGGAUCACCCUCAGUUGGAGUUAUCUAAUACAUGGGGUCCUGAGCUUGUGCUUGAUCUGAUCCGCGCACGACCUGCGAGAAGUAUUACAUAUCUUGCCCUUGGACCCCUCACGAAUCUAGCCCAUGCUAUGAGACUAGAUGGUGACCUCAUUAGGAGUCGCAUCGGACGCGUCGUAUGUAUGGGCGGUGCGUUGGAUGUACCUGGGAACACGAGCCCAGUGGCAGAAUUCAACUUCUUUGCUGACCCAUACGCUGUCCAAGAGCUACUCACACCGACGAUGGUUGACUCGGGCCUGCCUCUAGAACGGUUUCUUCUUCUCCCUCUCGACAUCACAACGCCCCACGAAUUGCCCUUCCCGUACUACAAGGACAAGGUAGACCCGGCCUUCCACUCCACGGCCGUACCGUCCCAGGCACAAGGAAAGCCGCCGCUCGUGCAUUUCACCAGCUCGUUCCUGGAGCGCACGCGCGAGAUCAUGAUCGAGUUCGGGAAAGAUGCGAUGGAGCUGCACGACCUCGUCGCGGUGUGGUGCGCCAUCGAGAACCCGCCCGUUACUGAUGAGACCGAGGGCGGUCUCCCUGCCGUCCGUUCGGGAUGGAAGGCGACCAAGAGAAGAUUCAAGGUUGAACGCCUCGGAGAGAUCUCCCGCGGCAUGCUCGUCGUCGACCGGCGGGACGAGCAGGGCGCCUACGACCCGGGCGCCAAUCGCGCACAGGUGCAAGCAGAGCUCGAGCAGCACCAAUUCCGCCAUGCCGGAACUUUCGAAUCCACGGCGUUGCCUGCCCAGGUGGAGCUGGAACGGCCACCCGUUCUGCCGCAGGAAGGCGCGGAGCAGCCUCCCGGUGUUCCAUGCAUCGUAAAGACCCCCGGACCUAGUGUCUUACUCACACUCAUGCUGAAGAGAAUUUGGGGUGUCGCGGGUUAG